This is a messenger RNA of Sinocyclocheilus rhinocerous, 2945 nucleotides long. It is a transcript of the gene gas6, whose product is annotated as growth arrest-specific 6. The record is from RefSeq and is a predicted model, not a curated record. Gene Ontology annotation, cellular component: extracellular region. Gene Ontology annotation, molecular function: calcium ion binding. Bases 296 to 2242 code for a protein of 648 amino acids. The transcript is spliced from 16 exons. NCBI's taxonomy places the organism in Eukaryota, Metazoa, Chordata, Actinopteri, Cypriniformes, Cyprinidae.
CUUCUCCAUUUGUGUUCAACUGAAACAGAAAGUCAUAGAGGUUUGAAGGACAUGAUGAGGGCGAGUAAAUGAUGAUAAUAUUUGCUUUUGUAUGUUUUCUCGGUGAUCUAUCGCUUUAAAUGGAUCUUUUCCCAGUGCUUAUGUAGUAUGUACUGCAGUGAUCCGCUCUUGCGGAGAAAAAUUCUGCAUCGGGAACUCCCUGAACGCGCUGCAACUUUCACCAAUAAACCGACGAAUCUGCCGCUUACGUUUGGAUUCUGAUCCAGAACGAGCGAAAGUUUGACGCAGAAUCAACAUGAGAGAGUUUGUGUCGAGCUGCUGCUUCGUCCUGCUGUGUAUUGGCUGCUCCUCACAGUUGUCCGUGUCGCCGAGGGAGGCGAACGAGUUUCUCCGUAGACACCGGAGGGCGAACCAGGUGUUCGAGGAGACCAAGCAGGGUCAUCUGGAGAGGGAGUGUGUGGAGGAGAGAUGCACUAAAGAGGAGGCGAGAGAAGUGUUUGAGAAUGACCCCGAGACGGAAUAUUUCUACCCAAAGUAUCAGGCAUGUAUGGAGAAGUUUGGAGACUCUGAGAAGAAGAAACAGGAUCUGAUCACCUGCGUCCACAACAUUCCAGACCAGUGUUCCCCGAACCCCUGCAAUCAUUACGGGACGGUGCGCUGUGAGGACAAAAAGGGCGAAUUCCAAUGUCAUUGUUUCAUGGGAUGGAGUGGCGUCAGGUGUGAGAAAGAUGUAGAUGAGUGCAGCAGAGGGAACGGCGGCUGUGAGCAUGACUGUAAUAACACCAUGGGCAGUUACCACUGCUCCUGUCGUCACGGAUACCGGCUGUCGGGUCACCACAAGUGUCUGGAUGUGGACGAGUGUGUGGAGACUCCAGAUGUGUGUGGAUCCGCGCACUGCUCAAACCUCAAUGGGAGCUACGACUGUCUGUGUGAGGAGGGAUUCGUCUAUGACAACAUCACCAAAAGCUGUGUAGAUGUGGACGAGUGUGAGUCGGAUGUGUGUGAGGAAGAGUGCGUGAACACGGCAGGAAGUUUCCGCUGCUACUGUGAUGGACGGCAGGGGAAGAGACUGGGACAAGAUCUCAGGAGCUGUGAGUCCAUCAACCUUUAUCGGCCGCUGGACAUGAAGAGGAACUCGCGCUCACUGUACCUCGGACGCAUGUUUAGUGGGAUUCCUGUGGUCCGGCUGCGCUUCCGCCGCAGGGUCCAGACCGGAUUCACGGCAGAGUUUGACCUUAGGACCUACGACCCCGAAGGUGUGAUCUUCUUUGCCGGCGGCCACUUGAACAGCUCCUGGAUUGUUCUGGUGAUGCAUCAUGGGAAGCUGGAGCUGCAGCUGAAAUACGGAGCCGUGAGUCGAGUGACCAGCAGUGGACCGCAGGUCAAUGACGGCCAGUGGCAUAAGAUCUCAGUUGAGGAACAGGGGCGGAGCCUCGUCAUCAAGAUUGACAGGGAGGCGGUGAUGAAGAUCGCAGUGAACGGAGAUCUGUUCACACUGAAUAAAGGCUUGCAUGAGCUCAACCUCACGGUGGGCGGCGUUCCCUUCAGAGACGACGGCCUGGUCAGCAGGGUUAACCCUCGACUGGACGGCUGUAUGAAGGACUGGCGCUGGCUAACCGGUGAGGACACGUCUAUUCAGGAAACCAUCCGGCACAAUGAGCGCAUGCAGUGUUACGCCAUCGAGGACCACAGCGCCUUCUACCCCGGGCUCGGAUUCGCCUACUUCAACCACAGCCAUGGGGACAAUCAGUCGCUCAGUGUGUAUGUGACCCUGCGUCCCGCCUCCUCUGUGGGUGUCCUGUUUGCUCUGGUUCGUCAGGACAGGGUCCCGUUCUCCGUCUCUCUGUCGGACUAUCAUCCAGGGACACUCGAGUGGACCGAGCAUGUGCUGGUGUCGUUCGGUGAUGUGGUGGUAGCCAGUGUCCCAGUGAACCUGUGUGACGCUCAAACACACACUGUAAACGUGACUGUGUUCGGGAACAGCUCCCUACUGCAGGUGGACGAGCAGCUCGCGCAGAUGGAGCUGGUGGAGAAUAUAGCCGCUCUGGAUCUGACAUCCUCGUACAGCACCUUUAUAGGAGGGAUUCCAGAUGUUUCUGUAGUGUCCACUCCAGUGUCAGCCUUCUACACGGGCUGCAUGGACGUGCGGGUCAACGGUCGGCUGCUGGACGUGGACGAGGCCCAACACAAACACAACGACAUCCGCUCUCACUCCUGCCCUCUGGUAGAUGCACAGCAAUAACAGCAGCUGAAACUCCAGCGAAGUGCUUUCCACUGCAGGAGGAGCUUUAAUCUGGAUCCAGUCAAUGGAUCCACAAAGGCCUUAAUAAAGCCAGAUCCCUCGCCACACUCACAUCAUGCACAUAUAGCACAGACCCGCGUAUCAAUGUAUUACUCACAUUAGACCAAUCAGACACAAGCUACUGAGAGUGUGCUGUAAAAUACUGUAACUGUACAUAUGCCACUGUAAAAUGCUUUAGAGGAGGAGGAAUAAAAACACCCAGCUACCAUUAAAGGCCUUCAGGCCUCAAUGUAGGUGCUCAACUUCAUCAUCGUCAUCAUCGAGUAGUUUGAGUUGGAGUUUUUCUAGUCCCUUGUUUGAGUUUGUCUUUUUUAAACUUGUUUUUAUUGUUGAAGUUGUUUUGUAUUUCGUUCAUGUUUGCUCUGUGUGUGAGACUGAAAUGCUUGAUGAAAACUAAUAAAGGCGGAUGGUGUUGUUAUGAUGAUGAAUUCUGUCCUUGAAGUCCACAGAUGUUCAGCGGCUCACAGAAGCAAAACCAACCUGAUGAGUAUUACUUCACACUGAUAUUUUGAGCUGCAAAGGCCAGAAGCGCACGACGCUAGUGCAAAACCACUUAAAUCACAAAAACAUUAAGGCAAGACACUACAAGCAAAACCAGUUGUUGUCUAGUUUGCAUCCAUAACACACCUUCUUUCAGACCAUA